Messenger RNA from Dreissena polymorpha, 1214 nucleotides. RefSeq lists its product as uncharacterized. NCBI's taxonomy places the organism in Eukaryota, Metazoa, Mollusca, Bivalvia, Myida, Dreissenidae. The coding region runs from base 125 to 1183 and encodes 352 amino acids. The record is from RefSeq and is a predicted model, not a curated record. The transcript has 6 exons.
UCAUAUAGAUUUAUUUAGCACAUUAGACAUUUUGGGCCGUUACGUAAGGUUCAGACGAAUACGUCGCCUUAUCUUAUAGAAUCUUGAGACAUUAAACUAAAGUGGACAAGAACUCUGAAAGAAAAUGUUCACGCCGGUAGCUUUCAUAUUCUGUGCAGUGUGCGCAUGUGCGUCCGUGCUGGCGCAGGCGCCCAAGCCUGGUUGUGACGACAUCAGCACGAGCGCGUGCCAGCUAAUGGCUGCCAGCCGUCCGGAUCUGUGUUCGGACCCGGCCAUCAGUCAAUCCGCCUGUCCGAGGUUCUGCAAAUUAUGCCCGCUGGAAUGCUACCACUGCAACGCCACUGUCUUGGAUUUUCCCGAGUGUAACACCACCAAGCAGUGCAUGUCGGGCGAGGCUUGCAUGCUCAAGGAACUCAAGUCGUUCGUGGACGGCCAUCACGAGUACGAGAUGACGUGCGCUCCCUCCGAGCACUGUGAUGGUGGAUCCGGGUUGUCUAUCGCAUUUGGGAGACGAGAAUUAAAGUCACGUGAUCUGUCGGUCUCGUGCUGUACAACCGACAACUGCAAUUAUCCCGCCGGUGCGGCAACACCUCCAACUGUAUCAGUAGGUACAGUGACCGGCUGCCCCAAGGACAUCGUGUUCCUGGUAGACGAAGGUUCCCGUGACCUACAUUCACAUCACAACGACAUCCUGCUGGGGCUUGCCACUGUUGUCAGCUCCAUACCGGUCGGCUCGAGCCAGAACCAGGUAGCUUUGGUUGCGUACAGUAACCAGGUAAGCCCAAAGUUUGACCUGGAUGAUCACACCAACCAGGCCAGCCUGCUGCAGAGUCUUAAGAGCAGCGACAUCCUCGUUGGUAAAAAUAUGGGGUCCGACGCAACUAUGGCCAUUGAGUACCUUGUGCACAACACGUUUACCCCAUCUCGAGGCGACCGCUCACAGUUUAUUAACACCGUUGUAAUCAUUACCGAUUCCGACAGCGCGCCACUUUCCAGGAUCAUGUUCUUGGACCACGCCGUGUUGGCAAGCAAGAGCAGAGACGUUCUGGUGGUGAGCGUGGGACCUUCAAUGGGGUCAAACGCCAUCGAGGAGCUCGGGGAUUCCGUCGUGCACAUCAAUAACUCCCCUAACCUCUCAUCGGACCUGGCCGCUCAAAUCCUCGCCUUCUUGAAACAUUGCUGAUUUUUUGUUAGCAAAUAAAAUGCAACGUUGA